Messenger RNA from Aspergillus heteromorphus CBS 117.55, 2211 nucleotides. RefSeq names its product ESCRT-II subunit protein VPS36. Lineage: Eukaryota; Fungi; Ascomycota; Eurotiomycetes; Eurotiales; Aspergillaceae. Gene Ontology annotation, biological process: protein transport to vacuole involved in ubiquitin-dependent protein catabolic process via the multivesicular body sorting pathway. The record is from RefSeq and is a predicted model, not a curated record. The coding region runs from base 1 to 1866 and encodes 621 amino acids. The transcript is spliced from 3 exons. Gene Ontology annotation, cellular component: ESCRT II complex; late endosome membrane. Gene Ontology annotation, molecular function: phosphatidylinositol-3-phosphate binding; ubiquitin binding.
AUGUUUUUCAAGCCUCUGGAUCUCACCACUGCUCUGCGCCCCUCACUGUUGCCCGAUGAGACCUUGCUCUUUGUCCAGGAUGCCGUGGGGUUGUACGAAGGGAAAUACAAAAUCCCCAAUUACCAAAAUGGUCAUGCCUAUCUGACCUCGCAUCGAGUCUGUUAUGUGGCGGCGGAUGAGCCGCGGAGAUACUCGGUCGGGAUCGACCUGAAAGACAUCGACAGGGCGGACUACCAAGCAGGCUUCUUGAAGUCGUCCCCAAAGAUCACCUUAUAUCCCAAGCCGCUCAAGAACACACUCGACCGGUCGAAGAGCGCUGGCGCAAGUCCAUCGCGAUCGCAGUCUCCCCUGACCCCAACUUUGGUGCCACAGUUCAACCCGGCCCCUCCUACGCCUAUCAAUGCGACCUGGAUCUGCCCCAUAUGCUCGUUCUCUAACCCCGUGCCCUCCAAUUUCGACCCAUCCACGGCUACUGCAGCCACUCCGAUACCUCCUUGUCUAGCGUGUGGCAUCAAACCUCCCUUCGCGACGAUUCUCAAGGCCGCUAUCACUGCUGCGACCAGUCGCGAUAGCCCGUUGACAACCCCAGCCGUGUCGCAGCCUGGGAAUGAGUACUCGCCUCAGAGCAACGCUCCGAAGAGCGCAUCACUUUCACCAGGUGGCCCUCAGGUUUCAUGCCCUCGGUGUACUUUUGUAAAUCAUCCUUCCCUUAUAGAAUGUGAGAUCUGUGGUGCCUCCUUGGUCUCUGCGAGUGCUCUGAGGGCCACCAAUGGCGAUCAACACCGUGCGGAAUCUCCCGCGCCUCUUUUUGAUCAAGGGAGUAUAAAGAGCACUCAGAUUAAGGACAGCGUGAAACUGUCUUUCCGUGGAGGUGGGGAAAAGAUAUUCCACGAAAGACUGAAGGGUGCUUUGAUCCAGAGAAAAUGGCUGCUCUACAAUGCUCCGCCCGUGCCGCAGCAACCAUCAAGCUCCACCUCCCCGGGCUUGAAUGUGUCUGCACCGACGACUGGCUCUAUACCGCAAUCCCGCUCCCCCGGGGUGGGUAUUGCAGGCCUUGAGCGGCGAGGUCUCGAGGCCCGCAAAAACAACGAGCUCGUCAUCGGCAACGCAUUCGAGGAUCUCGAGGCGCUCAUGGCAUCUGCCAAGCAGAUCGUUGCGCUUGCUGAAACACUGGCCCGAGAGUCAGGCAUGGCUAGCGGCGGAAGCUCUGCAGAGACCAGCGCCGUUCUUUCAGAGUCCGCAGCAGCGUUGGGCAUGGUGACGACGAAAGACAUGCUUGGAUCCGGGGCUGAGAGCCUAUACCUCUCGGAGCUCUCUCGGAACUUGGCAGAGUACCUUACCGAUGAUCGGACAGGCAUCUUGUACAAAGAAGGCGGCAUCAUCAGUCUCAUUGAUCUUUGGGCCCUCUUCAACCGGUCCCGCAAUGGCGUCGAGCUCGUCAGUCCUUCAGACUUCCAGAAAGCUGCGGAACUAUGGGAGAAACUGAAGCUACCCGUCCGUCUCCGCCGCUUCAAGAGUGGACUACUCGUUGUCCAGCGAUACGACUGGAGUGACGAGAAGACCCUUCAGCAGUUGCUAGACUGGAUGGCCGAGCUGCGACAAGUGCCACCAAACGAGCCGGUGGCCUGGGACUGGCAUCUGCUCGGGCGCGGCGUGACCGCGCAAGAGGCAGCCCAGCGAUUCAAGUGGAGUGUAGGCGUUGCAGCGGAAGAAUUGGAAAUGGCAGAAGACAAGGGCAUCCUCUGCCGAGAGCAAGGCAUUGAAGGUCUCCGGUUUUGGUUCAACUACAUUACAUCCAGCCCCGAGUCGCCCGAUGUGGAUAGUCUGGGCAUCUCCAGGAUUGGCAUAGAAGACAGUCUUAUAUAGAGUCCGUGCCUGUCGGACAGCAAUUUCACGCCUAACGAUUACGAUAGUGAGAUCACGAUCAGCAAGUAAAAUUGAUCUAUGAUUUACUAUGGAUUACCUACCAUCUAAGAAGUCAAUCCCAACCGGGUUAUGUCUUCUCGCAUGAUUAAACCCCCCCUUCAUGACUUCGGAAACUGACCCGGAUCAGUCUACCGACGAAGAUGAAUUUCCCGACGAGCGCAUGGAGAAGUAUGGCAACACGGAGUGGUACAGUGCUAUUGUGAUGAGACUCGCGAGCCCCAUCGAGGACAAAGCUUUUGCUUCCAGGUUUCGACCAAAUGGCGAGGAUCUAUUCUAUAAAGAGCG